Petromyzon marinus (sea lamprey) is the source of this 7614-nucleotide messenger RNA. RefSeq names its product IQ motif containing B1 (gene IQCB1). Gene Ontology annotation, cellular component: cilium. Gene Ontology annotation, molecular function: calmodulin binding. Gene Ontology annotation, biological process: cilium assembly. Lineage: Eukaryota; Metazoa; Chordata; Hyperoartia; Petromyzontiformes; Petromyzontidae. The record is from RefSeq and is a predicted model, not a curated record.
ACAAGCGCGAGCCAAUCAAACCCGGUGGUGCUCGGCUUGACUUAUCCAGACUGGAAGAUUUGCGUCGUGUUAAAUCGUGACUUCUUAAAGCUUUCGUGACUGCAGGAAUUCAUAUUCUUUGGGUGGCUCAAGGCGUCGUCGUUGUUGUUGUUAUCCUCUUUUAAGUUUGUUCUUCUUUUAAAAUCAACUUCAAACAGAAAUGUCUGACGGCGAAGGUUCAAAGGCGGGCGCCUCGGACCCCGUGGAGGCGCGCGUGCUGGACGUGGCCAUGCGGGUGGCGGACGCGGCCGACGGAGACGUGGCCAGGGAGCUCCUACUGCUCCAAGAUGUUCUGGCCAGUGCACCAGCUGGUAGCAAGGAGUCUGGCCGCAUCAAGCAGCUACUAUGGUACUACGAAUUGGUGCAGUACCUACUAUUAGUCCUGGAGAAAGACUACUCACGUACACAAGAAGGGUGGUCUGUUGCUGCCCAGAUUGCUCAAAUACUCAGUACCUGCUGUGUUGGACUGAAGCCACUCACAGACGCCGAGGAGUUCCACUCGCAGGUGCUGCCAGCUGCGCUGGAAGGAAUGUUGCUGCUGGCACGCCGCCUGCAGGCUCGCAUGCUGCAUGCGCGAAAGGAGGAAGAAAAGAAUGGUUUUCUACAGAACUUUCAGAAUGUGGUGGAUUCAAUUUGCUGGCUCUUUGGAGGCCACAUUGAGCUUACUUCAAGGGCACUCAAGUCUGAACACCUUCAACAGCUGCUGAUCACAGACGACGCAGACACAGCCUGCUCCACCAUGUCGCUCAUUCAGAAUGUCCUGCGAACCAACAGGGGAGCUGUCGGUGAGGUGGACGAAAAGACCAUGAAUGCAAUUUUGGAUGAACUCGUGUACAAGCUCGCUGUGACCUCUGACCCUCGGUUAGGGGGCGGGGUGGCAAGGGCACUGCUGUGUAUAGCUGAGUCCCACCGUCCAAUAAUAGCAUCCUUCAGCACCAGGUUCAAAGGCUUGCAACUGCUGCUUAACAUGUGGAUUGGCAAGGGUUUUGAGAAAGACUUUCGCCGUUUGCUGGACCUGCUCAGUGCUGGUUCUAAUAAGCAGGCCGAAUUACAGCAUUUACACAAAGCAGCAAGUGUCGUGCAGAGUGCGUGGAGAGCAUACCGUGCAAGGUGCAGGCUUAAAAAACUUCCACACGCUGUGACAUAUCUGCAGCGAAGCUUCAGACAGAAGCGGGAGAAGGAGCGAUUACAAAGUGAGCAGCAGCGACAACAAGAAGAGCUGCGUCAGGAGCUGAUAAUACGUCGCCAACGAGCUAUGCGCACUUCCCGGCAACGUCGACUGCUCCUCCUGGAAAUUGUGCCAGCCAACGAGAUGGAUCGGUACCUGGCAUUGGAGAUGACCCGCGCUGCUGUACUGAUUCAGGCACGAUGGCGUGGAUUUCAAAAACGGAAGGCAUUCAGGAGAGACCGGCAACUGCUUUUGCAAGCAAAGGCGGCCGUUACCAUUCAGAGAGCCGUGCGCAGAUUCCUGGAGAGACGGCAUUCCCAGCAGACAGCAGCAUCAUCGCGCUCACUGGGCUGGAGGGGCAUGAGCGAUGCUCGGCGGAUGGAACUACGCGCCCACAUUGAAGAGCACAUCCAGAAGCACCCGGCUACCCCAAUGCAUGGAGAGGAGGCACGUGAGCUGCACAACCAUGCACAGGCGCUGCUGGGACAGUUCCUGCUGCAGAGGCAACUGGGCCGACAGUCUGAGCAGCGCAGGGCGGCCACGCUCGCCCAGAUUAAUACUCAAGCCGAGCUGCUCGCCAACAUACCAAUCCCAGCCCAGGCCUCUCCACGGGAUGUGGAGGCUCUGAGGAGUCGCUCGGGCCCGGUGGCUGCCCGUGCACGGCAGGCUCAUUCCCUAGCCCUGCGAAGCCUGCGUCGAGCUUGGUGGCAGCGUCUGGGAGAAGAGUCGAGCACUGACCCAGACCAAAGCAGCACAACAUGGGACCCGGAGCGGGAACUGGAGCUUGCUGGCGUGUAACACGUUCAUGUUUUUGUACAUCUUGGCAGCACCCACAGCCAUAACUAACAGAUAUCUUGCUGCUUUUGGAAUUCGGCCAUGCAGAGAAGACUUCCUUGGCUGGCUGCCUAUCAACCUAUGUCCAUAAGAGGAUUCAGCCAAAGACUUACAUGUUUUGCUCUCGUAUUUCUUUAGUUAUGUGAACCCUAUUUUUUGGAUUUAAAUUUUAUCUAAUUUUGAAGUAUAAAUUGUGGUGGGCUGCGCCUGUGUGGCAAUCUGCUUCAGGAGGUAGAUAUAUUGUUUACAGUAGCAGUUUUAGAACGGCUACCACAUACCAUCCAGCGCAAUAUACUGGAUGCUGCUUGAAAUAUGAAUGGCAUGAGAGGAGGGACUGGCAGAAACCAGGUGGCUGCCUCCUCUUUCGUGGUGGUAUGGAGAGUAGUGAUGUCCUCCGUGAUAUUGCAGGGUCACUGCUCCCACUGUCUUACUCAAAAUUAACUUUGGCAGUUAUACAUAUCAGAUAUGAUUGCAGGCGAUAUAAAAUGUUGUUUUAAAUAUUUAAUUAGUAUGUAAAGAUGAAUUUAUGAUGGUAUUGGCAACACCCACAAUCAUUACUCCGAGUAAACACCAGGCUGUGCAGAGAAUCUUCACUGGAAGGCCACCCCUCCUGUACUCCAACGUAUAAGAGACAUGGGGCUCAACCUUUCCCACUUCAGGAAGAUAACAGGUGUGAAUCUUAAAAGGUAUGUAUCAUACAGUGCAAACACAACUCGAUCCCUACUACUUGGCAGUAUGUUUAGGCACCAAGGGGUCUGACCUAUCCUGUCUAUCUGACCAUGUGGUCCUCGUGAACGUUCCCAAUUCCCGAGUGCCUACGGGAGGUUGUAAAGGAAACAUGCUUAACUACUGCAGCGCUGCUGAGAUGGGGAGUUGGGAGGGAUCCCUGUGGGAGCUGCCAAGACCUAUAAAAACCAAUAUUUAUGUAAGAACUAAAUCUUACAUAUUUGUAUGGCCUAGCAGCAAAGUCAUUCCUGAUAUACCUGUCAAAGCCAGAUUGGUUGUGGUAGGAACAGGGCCCUUACUGGGCCACAGAGUAGAGCACUCCCACAAAAAGGACAUAACUUAGUGCUCAUGAAUACAUGUGGUAUGCUGAACAUUUUAUUGAGAGGGACCUGAUGCACACCUGCCCAUGAGGUUACCAUCACUCUCAUAAGCUUCUGAUUGCCAUACUUGACGGGAGUCCUGCCACUUGCGACUUCAGAAGGAGGCCAUGCUGCCAUGGGGGCUGUCGACUGACGUUGCUUCGGCUAAAGCACUCCUAGCGAUUGCUGCAGGCGACCAUCUCGCAGGAGGUGAUAAGACUUAGCAUCCAUGGGAUGGCUUACUCCACUAGUGGCUGCGGAAGCCACGACUGUAGGCCACACACCACUUCCGGUGCGGUGUCUGGAGUUGUGGAAUCCACCAUUGGCGAAGUCGUGGCUACCACCUUAACCCCCACCCCCCGAACAGGAGAAAACGCUGGCCUCGCCCAAUGCCGUCUUCAGGGGGCUCGUGGUAGCUUGCUAUCUUUGCCUCGAAGGCUGCGACCACACGCAAGGUGACUCGUCGAUCAACCUGCAGAAGCGCCUUCUGACCGUGCCUCUGUUGCCAGGCGGGGCCACUAAAGCGGUCGGGACUAAGUCUGCUGCUGCCGUCCAGGCUGCCUGCCGCCUGUGAGAUGAAUUACCGGUGCAGAUCUAUAACACUGCAGCCAUUUGUGUUAAGAGACCGUUUCAGGUGACCUGGUCCACAAUACAGGACAGCACUUUACCACAUGCUCAGCGUAUGAGAAUAAUGCAUGAUAAUCAAACUCGUAUUUUAAUUCUCUUUGCUAGUCUCUAACCAAGAAGACGUCUCUGCACUGGCUGGUUCCCACCAGGGGAAGAUGCCAUUCGGUGGUAAGGCCCGUGAUAAAUCUGUUUUCACGUAUAUAUCUUGAUUUGAAGCCUUCGUGACUGCAGGAAUCCAUACUCUUUGGUUCUUUCUGUAAAGUCACGUGGGUAGAAAAAAUAAUAAUAGAUCACGACGUUUCGAUCGCAACACGAGCAAUCGUCUUUCACCUGAAGAUGGUUGCUUGUGUUGCGAUUGAAACGUGAACUAUUUUUUUCUAACUACGCGACUUAACGUAUAUAGUUACAAAUCCUAUUAUUUACAAAGUGACACUUUAAUGCCUGUUUGUUCUGAGCUAAGUAUGGGCCAGAGCAAAAAUUGGUUUCUCCUGAUUUGGUGAAACUUGUGGAAUCAGUGUCUUUUAUGUUUACAAUGGCGACAUUACCUUUACAAUGGAGACCUAUAGUGAUCUGUAGUAUAUGCACACAGUAUAGUACAGAAUAUAUACAUUUUAAUAACCUGCUUCCCAUUUUGCAAUCAUGACUUCGAAAAUCCUUCUGUUUAUUUUCUUUCAGUCAUGUUUUAUUCAAUACAAUAUAUUUUGUCUCCCACAAACACAACUCGGGGAUCUGGGAGAUUUCUGGAAAUGGAAGUGCGUGUGGUUGAGGAGAGGACUGGUGCUGAUAGAAGCAUAUUGCAAGUUUAUUUUGAAAGGGGGUGACUACCAACGUUUAGUUUUCCAGAAGUUGUGCCAAAAAUCCAAUGCAAACAAGAGCCUAAGUUUCUUGAGGAUGAUAUCCAGCAAGCGCUGCAUGUCGGUGUGAUCGUAACAAAUACAAUGUGCAACGUGUUGUUAUUGCAGAGGGCUCCAACUUAGUUGUUGCAGCGUUUGCACCAAGGGAUUAAACUAAGGGAGCUCACAACUCCCGUGAUUGCUAGCGAUGUUCUGAAUAAAGUAUGAUUCCAGCUACUUAAUCUCGUGAUUAAUACAUCACGUGCAUUUGCACAUACACUCCAGUUAUAUAUUCAAAAGACUUUUAGUAAGCGACUAUUAAAUGUACAGCAAAUAAAGGAAGGGCUCAUACACAUCUGCCAGUCUUAUUUCACUGCACUCGUUGGCAGACGACUUUUACCAGGCUUUAGGUUGAGUAGACCUAAGGGAAGCCCCUUUUGGUGCACAUUUUGACCGAGAUAUAUGGCCAAUCUUUACCAGAAGCACUGGGAUUUUAACCGUAACACGUUUCUCCCCACAUACUGUAUAUGCUUUUUCACAUAUGAACUGUGUACAGAUUUGGCUACUAAUCUGGCUUGCGUACAGAAAAAAAUUUCCAUUGUCUUUUUACACAACACAUUCACUCUCUGGGUCUGUUAAGUAGUAAGUGGUGUGUUUAGAGCAGGGCUUCUCAAAUCCCAGUCCUCACACAAAAACCUUGUUCGGGUCACCAGGUGUAUGGCACGUGUAACACAUUAAUUUAUUUGGAGAUAAUUGUGAAAUGUUGAAACAUAGUGGUGGGGUGUAAGAGCUGGAGCUUCAGAAGCCAUGUAUUAAAGAUUCAGUUGCGUUGUGAAUGUUUAGCACUUUUCACUUGAAAAUAUGUCUGAAUCGGUGGUCAACCAUUUAACAUAAUUUUUACAAAUAUCUCUUCAUACUUGGUGCCCACUUUAUGUAGAACGAGGAUUUAAUUUCUAUUUCCAUAUUGCUGCCAUGCUGGCUUGGAGUAGGGUUAAUGGGCAUAAGGUACUUGUACUGGAGUACAAGGUACACCGAUGCAUUCUAUAUUUUUCAACCUUAAUUGCUAGAAUCCUCAAAACAGGUUCAUACAUAUAUGAUACCACAAAAAGUUAAAUGGAUGUGGCAUGCCAAACAAAACAAAAAAUUCCUGGAACAGUUUUCCAGAUUGUUCUGGCUACAAUUAUUUACUGUGUAUAAGUGAGGCUUGUAAAAAAUGUUUCUGCAAUUAAACUGGGUUCUCGAUUUUAAUCAGGGCAGAAUGGAUCUGAAGAAUGUGCAUCGCUAUAUAUUUAAAACAACGGCAGAUGUUAAAAUGUAAUGAAAAAUGUAUUUAUUUGUAUUUUGCAGUAUCGCACCCAUAAACUGAAUUUUUAAUCCCGUCCACUCAGCAAAAAGUAUAUACAGUACAGGCAAAUAGCAGGAAAAAAUAACUUUGGUAUAUUUAUAUUAUAUAUAAAGUGUGCUGUAAUAUAUACCUUACAAGAUAAAGAAUUUGUUCACACAUUGGUGGAGUCAUUUUUAGAAAUCACAAUACAGUUUUUGAAGUGCUACAGGUUACCUCUGUAGAGUAGGCACUGUGAUAAUGUAUUCAUUUUAAAGUUAAUUCUUGAUAACUAACUCUCUGUUUCACCUUCCCAUCAUUCUAACCAUGCUUAAUACAUUUUAUAUAUUAUUUUAUCAUGUGGCACAGUGGUUUUUGUUCUGAUUCUUUUUGUUUCAUUGCUCUGCUUUUUUUUGCUUUUGUCAUAUUGGUGACCCAAAUCUGACUCCUGGUCUCCUGAGUUUUCACCAAAAUAAACUUGCAUAUUAUAACCACAACCCCAUCUGUUUUAUCUCGAAAUACCAUUCAAGACAAGUGUGUUUUCAAUAAACCCUCAAAUUGUCACAUCGAAGUUUUUUUUUACAUUGACAAUUACUCUGUUAAUGAAUAAAGACUACGUAACAUUUGCUUGAGUGAAUUCGUGCGUUAACAUUACCAAUCACUGCCAGAUAUCUACUUUGCACCGGUAUUAUGCCAAAAUGUCAUACACUUGCAAAUGUUCAAAAAUAAUUGAAAAUAAUAACACUGCACAGACUACAUCGUGGUUAGUAACACUUGAAUACUUGUUUCUUCUUAAAGCUGUUAACAGAAAUAAAAAAAAACAAUGGCAAGAAAACAAUACAGUUUUCACGUAGUAAGCACACACCCUUGUAUUAAAAUGUUCAAUUGUUGAGCAUAUCUUCCCAGUUAAUACAUGGCUUCACUUUCCACAUUCUCUUUCGUUUAAGAACAAUUGAAAUGUACAUGUUUGGGGCUGAACCGGCAGAGUAUUUGUGACCAGCAACAACAAGCUAAUGCGUAUUCCAUUUUCCAUAAAAUGCUUUGAAAACAUAGAGAAGUAUUCCCAAGGUGCUUGUUUUCAACUUUUGUUUUGCUAUAAGCAAUGCACACCUCUUGUUGUUGUCUUUGCAGCCUGCAAUAAUAUUUCUGUUCCGAUGUGUUUUCUCGUCAUGGUUGACUUUAGGCAAGUGCUAAUGGGAUUGCCACGGUGUAAAAGGACAAGUCCUCUUCCUAUACGGGGCUCCCAGGGGCAUAUGACAGCAGCAAAUAGUGCCGACUGUACCGUAGUGAUGAGUCCUAAUGAAGAAGAAACGAGUCAACAGUUUUGUCUUUGUUUCGCUACUGCCUGUUGUGGGGAUGGCCACAUUUUGAGUAGGUUCUGAACAACAAAAUGGCCACAUUAUUUUGAGCUGGUGGUCUGAAUAAGGCUGAGAGCUUUUGUAUGUGCAAUGCCCACCUUUGUUGUGAAAUCUAUUAAUUUCCUCGGAUAUUACCAUAUGCUCUGGAUUAUUAAAUGUAAAGGAAAAUAAUAAGUAACAACUUGGCUCUAAAAUACAGUGAAAAGGUGUCAUAAUCUGGGGAAUAUGGUCACAUCAAAAUGCUCUAUAAACCAUAGUUUCAGAUGUCUUGUCACAAAUUCUUGCCAAAUUAUUAACUAAUAACAUAUGUUUUAAAAUAUUCAAAUAAAAUAUAUUCUGUUUAACUACA